Molecule: messenger RNA, 825 nt
Organism: Raphanus sativus (radish)
Lineage: Eukaryota; Viridiplantae; Streptophyta; Magnoliopsida; Brassicales; Brassicaceae
Product: ADP-ribosylation factor 2-B
Exons: 7
Coding region: 56-601 (181 amino acids)
Biological process (GO): intracellular protein transport; vesicle-mediated transport
Cellular component (GO): cytoplasm
Molecular function (GO): GTP binding; GTPase activity
Source: RefSeq, a predicted model, not a curated record
UUUACGUGAUUUGGAAUCUCAACUUUUCUCGUCGGAUCAGCAGCUGAAGUGCAAAAUGGGGCUAUCAUUUGCGAAGCUUUUCAGCAGACUAUUUGCGAAGAAGGAGAUGCGCAUCCUUAUGGUUGGUCUUGAUGCUGCUGGUAAGACUACCAUUCUUUACAAGCUCAAGCUUGGUGAGAUCGUUACCACCAUCCCCACCAUUGGGUUUAAUGUGGAAACAGUUGAAUACAAAAACAUCAGCUUCACUGUCUGGGAUGUCGGGGGUCAAGACAAGAUCCGUCCCUUGUGGAGGCACUACUUCCAGAACACUCAAGGUCUGAUCUUCGUGGUUGAUAGCAACGACAGAGACCGUGUUGUUGAAGCAAGAGAUGAACUUCACAGGAUGUUAAACGAGGAUGAGCUUCGUGAUGCAGUCCUUCUUGUGUUUGCUAACAAGCAGGAUCUUCCAAAUGCGAUGAACGCUGCUGAGAUAACCGAUAAGCUUGGACUCCACUCUCUCAGGCAGCGUCAUUGGUACAUCCAGAGCACGUGCGCCACCACCGGUGAGGGACUGUACGAAGGUCUGGACUGGCUCUCCAACAACAUUGCUAACAAAGCUUGAGCUUUUUGAGACGAAAGCUUUGACCUCUGGGAGAAAGCAUUAUCUCUGCUUCUUGUUCAAAACCUUUUUUCUCUUUUUGUUGAGUUUAGUGAUGAUGGAGUCGUAUAUGUUGCCAGUUAAAAAUGAUUUAUUUUGGGAUUGUGAUAUUAAGAUUCUUGUUUUUAACAACAGAUAUUACAAAACGUUGGUGAUGAAUUUAUUGAUCUUUUAUUAUUUUGAGACAA